UAAGCACGUGAGUCGCUUUUUCAUAUCAAAAUGACAAUUCAUCACUGGAUGAAAACAUCAGCUGUAGAUGAAGCAUUUGGGCACAGUUUGGAAAAUGUAUCCUCGUUGAAAGCCGUGAGUCUGUGAGAAAUGGAAACAGCCGCUCUUUUAGCUCCUGUCACGAGUUUGGAGUUCGUACGAGAUGAAUUUCUCCUCACAGGUGAAGGUCCAGUCUUGUCAGUGUACACCCUCCAUCCUCGUCCUAAAGCUCUCACAUCACUGAGUAUCCUCCAGCGACACAGAAUCCAUGGAAUUAGAACGAGAAGUCAAGCAGCUUUGCCAGCAAACAGCUCUCCUGCAGCAGCAGGCCACAGAGAGGAGGGACAUGCAAUCAGCUGCACCACGGAGCCCAUCUGUUAUGAUGUAGCUGUAUUUGGAGGGAAGGCUGUGAGGCUGUUGAGGCUCCACAGGGACCCCCAGAUUGGAGAGCACAUACACUUAGAGCUUCUAGGUCCCCUCAUGGAGCUCCAGGACUGGGCCCUGGAUGUCCGCUGGCUCUCUGGAGACCAUCAGUCUCAGCUUUGUGUGGCUGUUGCUCACAAUAGUGCUCUGCUUCUGGAUGUGAGUCAAGGACAGGCAGUGAUCCAGCGCUCCUGUCAGGAGGGAUGUUUGCUUUACUCCGCCCUCCUCCUGACACAUGAUUUCUGGUCAGAUACAGUUUUAGUGGGAGGGACUGUUUUCAACCAGCUGGUUCUGUGGAAACCUGGGGAAGGCAAUAGUAGCAGAGCUAAUGUCAAAGCACCAGUUGAGCGGCGUCUGUUGGGCCACAGUGGCGUCAUCUUCAGCAUCUCUUACAUCCUGGAGAGGGGGUAUCUGGCAUCAGCCUCCGAUGACCGCAGUGUGCGGGUGUGGGGUGUCGGUGCUUUAGGCGGUCCCGGAGGAAAAUGUGGGGAUUUGAACCCGGCUUGCUUACAGGUCCUGUAUGGACACCAGGCCAGGGUUUUCUCAGUACAUCUGUCGCCAGGGAAAGUGUUCAGCGCUGGUGAAGACGGUGCCUGUUUAGUGUGGGAUUGGGCCAGAGACGGAAAGGUGGUUCACGCGUUGAAAGGACAUCGAGCAGGCGGCGUUCGUGCACUCGCGGUCAGCGAAGGAGAAGGAGGUGAGGGAAAGUGGGUGGCUACAGGGGGAGCAGAUGGAGGAGUGAGGCUGUGGAGAGUAGAAGGAGAGGAGAAGGAUGAGAGCAUGGAGGAAGCAGUGACAGAGAGACUGACUGACCUGAAGUUUCCUGGUGACGGCCUGCCUAAAGUAGUCCGUAUUGCAGGAGAAGAGGAUGAAAACAUGAGCUGGAGUCAGAUUAAGUUUGUGGUUUGUACUGACAAAGGGUUAGUUUACCAGUACAGUCACGGGAUGUGGGAAGUAGUCUGGCAGGGACCUCCUGAGUUUCAGUCCUACUGCGUGAUGGAAACAGUAACGGUCACUGUGAAACAGUCAGUUGCUAAAGCUUGUUUGUGUGCUGUAGGAAACAUCAGUGGGUCUUUGCAGUUGUUUCCCACUUCCCAUCCUCACUGUGGCAUUCAUCUCUCAGCUGGUUCGGGGAAGAUCCAUAGUCUGAUUUGGCAAAAGGCAGAGAGUGGCGUGUAUUUGCUCGCCUCAGGUGCUGAAGGACUUGUCUAUCGUUGGUUUGUGGAGGUAAAUUUCAGUCGUGAAGGUUCUAUAGUCCUUGGUGUCAAUCCUCUUCCAUGUUUCCUCCUUCCACCUUGUGCUAAACGCUGGCUUACAGCUGCCGUGCGCCUUCGCUCCAGAUCACAGCCGGUGCUUUGGGUGUGUGGAGACCGAAGGGGGUCCCUGAUUAUGUUCCCAGAUAGAGAGCAAACAAAGCAAAAUGAAGUGCAUGAGGAAGGGAUGAGCGAGGUCCUGCUCAGAGACAGAAAACAACCGGCUCAUGAAGAAGGUGGAACUGCGCAAGAUGACAUCUGUGCAGAUGUAAAACAGGGAACAAUGGACACAAGAGAAAACCCAGAUGGAGUCCUGGAGCCACUGAGCUGCUUGUUUGGGGUGCAUGGAAAACAGGGCGUCACCUCAGUGUGUGAGUACCGAGGGCUGCUGUACAGCACGGGGAGGGACGGCUGCGUCAGAGUUUUCAGAGUUCAGUCAGCGAAACAUGCAGAGACUGGACGCAUUAGCGCUGGACAGAGUGCUGAAAAUAAAGAAAGGCUUCAGCUGGAAGUUCUCAGAGUGCAGCGGGCCUGCAGAGGCAUGGAGUGGCUGGAGAGAAUUUUGAUUCUUAGGUCAGAAAUCUCAGAAGAAGAGCUUGGAGAGGAGAGUGAGCAUGGCUUUUUGGAGGGAGAAAAAGACGAACUGGGAUUUAACAGAGUGAAAGGAAGAGAAGCCAGAUUUGUCAUUGUUGGCUUCCAUGCAGUCCACUUUGUGGUCUGGGACCCUGUGAAGCAGGAGAGGCUGCUAGCUGUGCCUUGUGGAGGAGGCCACCGCUCCUGGAGCCUCUGGCCUUCAUAUAAAGGGGUUUGGCCUGGAUAUGGAGCUUUAGUCUUCAUUAAACAGGGUUCUGUUCUGGCUUCAGAGCCCCCCAGGGAGGGGGCAGGAAAGAGUGGAGGAUGGGGGCUGAGAGAGGGUGUCCACGGGAGGGGGAUAGGGUGUGUGUGCAGGUUAGGGAGGAUCGUGGAUGCUGAAAAUGAUGGAGGCAAGGUGGGAAGAGAGGAGAGGCAGUGGGAGAUCGUGGUGAUGGGAGGGGAGGACACCAGCCUGUCCGUCCUUGCCGUGAAUCCAAUCACUGGCAGCAUCAAAGUCCUCUCCGUCAUCACUGACCACAUCUCCAGCGUCCGAACCAUGACGGCAAUAACCAGUCCGGACGCAGGACGAGGAAGACAGUUGCGGAGUCUCUCGGCCCUGCUGCUGUCUGCCGGCGGCCGGGCUCAGAUUCAGUGCUACCGGCUGCUGCUCGCCUGGGACAGGCAGCGAGCCGCUCCGUCCUGCCAGGUCAUCCAGGUCGCCAGCCACAGGCUGGACGCAGAGUGGGAGAGGAGGCGGAACCGGCACAAGACGGUGAAAAUGGACCCAGAAACAAGGUACAUGUCCAUUACAGUAGUGGAUGAAAAGACUGACGGUGUGCUUGUAGCUUUGUCCUGCAGUGAUGGAGCCAUCAGAUUGUUGUCCGUCAGUGAAGGUAAAAGACAGAUUGAUUUGUUGUGGGAGACGUUUCACCACCAGCGCUGUGUGCUCAGCGUUGCCACCUGCAACUUGGAGGAUGAUAAAGGCAGCAGGUAUAAACUGCUGUUCAGCGCUGCAACAGAUGGAAAAGUUGCACUGUGGCAUUUGACUGAAGCCUUAUUGUCGUCCUCUGAUAAUGCGAGUGGCGCUGCGACGCGGCCGAUGCCCUGCCUCGAGAUUCCUGCCCACCAGAGCGGUGUCAACUCACUGGCCGUUUGGGCCGAGAAUCCAGGGCAGCAGGAGUGCGGUUGCCUGGUAACAGUCGCCAGCGGAGGAGAUGAUGGACAGCUGACUGUAUCGACAGUCAGGGUGCAGUACCCAGACGGUGCGAAGAUUGGGGGCAGCAGAGGAUUUCCUCAGACGUCUGAGUCCCCGGCUCUGCCCGGACCACAGUUCCAACACACAGACCAGCUCCGGCUGAGCCUCCGCUCUCAGGCGCACGUCGAGCUGGCGCACGCUGCUCCACUAACCGCCCUGAAGCUCCUGAGCCCCGGCCUCCUGGUCUCCACGUCCUCGGAUCAAAGGGUCUGCCUGUGGAAGGUCAGCAGUGACCGUGUGAGCCACAGCGGGGCGCUGUGCAGCCAUGUUGCUGACGCUGCUGGACUUGCAGUGUGGGAAGGGGGAGGUGGAGAAAACAUGGCAAGGAGAGGGGUGGAAGCAGAGGGUGAGACAGCAGGCGGGAUCAGCAGCCAAGAAACGGCCGACGAGGUCAAAGGUGGAGAGUCCACCGAAGCAGGGAGAGAGACAGGUGACCUGGUUUGGAGUAUCGAUGAUGAAAAAAGAGCUGAGGUAAAUACUCGAGGGAUCCAUCUUGCUAAAUCCUCACCGUCUGCAGCGAUGAAAUGCCAGAAGGGAAAUCGUCCCUGCAUCCUCUUGACAACAUGAGUCUGUGAAGGAUGUUUUUCUUGACCCAGGAGAACAAGAAAUAAGAGAACUGCAGUGAGAGUGGGACGGGAGUGACAUUUUCCAUCCUUCAGAGAGAUUGUAAUGUCACGUGAACGGCUGCCUGUCAUUGGUUCCUCUGGAAGAAAAGCAACAGCCAAGGUCCCCCACUCUUCUCAAGCUCUCCAACGUUCCCACCAGACCAUCCGCCGAAAAGCUACCCAGCAGCAGCAAGCGUCCUCCUCCCAUCCUCAUCCGGGGCCUUCCUCCAUCCUCCUCUCAGACAGCACCAUGACUCCCUGGGGAGGCCUCGCUCUCUCCGACUCCUCCUUCACCUCGAUUCCCAAAGCAGUUCCAAGACCCCCUCUCCCUCCACCUCCACCUCCACCCCCUCCGGCCCCCCAGCCCACGCCGGCCACUCCUUAUCCCAGGAGGCAGGUGGAGGAAGAAGACUGUUCAAGUUCAAGUCUCAACUCUGAAGCCCCCUCUCCACCGCCGGCGCUCCCUCAGAACACGGCAGCUGCUCUGGGGAAAGGUCUGCGGGCCAGGAAGAGAGUCUUGCCUCAGCGGCGUCUCCCUCGCCCUCCCCGCCUGCCGCCGCUGCGUCCCAUCACCGACCUGAGCUUCUCCCGGAGCUUCACCUUCUCCUUCUUCGAGCUCCCCCUGCACCAGUCCCCCCGAUGCCGGGCCGAGCGCGUCAGAAACCUCCUGCUUCUGCUCAAACAGAUCCACUACUGACAGCUUCAAGCUGCCUGAUGGACCACUGAAUUUUACUCAUACGGAUCACGAAGAUUCCCUUUCUCCUAAAAAUAUAAGAUGUAGUUCUUUCUUUGUGAUGCAGUGAGUCUUAUCACACGUGUGUGACGUUUAAUCUUGUGAAGGAACUAUUAAUCUCGUUGAGCAUCGUUUGAUAUGUGGUUUCCUGCUGAUGAGUGUUGUCAGUUGUAAAUGAU
Salarias fasciatus (jewelled blenny) is the source of this 5039-nucleotide messenger RNA. It is a transcript of the gene wdr6, whose product is annotated as WD repeat domain 6. Gene Ontology annotation, cellular component: cytoplasm. The coding region runs from base 130 to 4089 and encodes 1319 amino acids. Lineage: Eukaryota; Metazoa; Chordata; Actinopteri; Blenniiformes; Blenniidae. The record is from RefSeq and is a predicted model, not a curated record. Gene Ontology annotation, molecular function: protein binding. The transcript is spliced from 11 exons. Gene Ontology annotation, biological process: tRNA methylation.